CUAUAUAGUUAGGUGUUUAUCAGUACAAAUAACUGAACUUAAAUAAUUUUUCCAUUUAAUCAUAUCUGAUCAUGGCACAAUCCUCCACUUCUACUACAACAAAGAGGUAUGCAGUUGUUACUGGAGGAAACAAGGGGAUUGGGUUUGAAAUUUGUAGGCAAUUGGCUUGUAAUGGAAUUGUAGUCAUUUUAACAGCUAGAGACAAGAACAGAGGACUUGAAGCUGUUGACAAGCUUAAACAAUGUGGGAUUUCUGAUGAUUUGCUGAUUUUUCAUCAGCUUGAUGUGUUAGAUUCUCAGAGUAUAGCUUGUUUAGCAGAUUUUCUCAAGACCCGGUUCGCAAAACUUGAUAUUUUGGUGAAUAAUGCUGGGAUUGGUGGAAUUGAAUAUGACUCUGGUAAUUUUCGAAAAGGUUUUGAGCUUAAUGGUGGUAACUGGGUAAAUAAUUCUAUACACACUUACUUCAAAUUGAAUCUGGUUCUUACUUUAGUUUGGGUUGAAGAACAAUGCGUGAAAACAAACUACUAUGGCGCAAAAGCAAUGGUCGAAGCCCUUUCUCCUCUUCUUCAGUUAUCUGAUUCCGCUAGGAUCGUAAAUGUUGCUUCCAUGGCUGGAUUGCUGGAGUUUCUGAAGGAUUUCAAGGAUGGUUUGCUAGAAACCAAAGGCUGGCGAACUCAUCUCUCAGCCUACACGGUUGCAAAGGCGGCUAUGAUCGCCUAUACGAGGAUUCUAGCCAUAAAAUAUCCGAGUUUCCUCGUCAAUGCCGUCUGUCCGGGCUUUUGCAGGACUGACAUAACCGUCAAUGUUGGCUGCUUAACUGCAGCUGAAGGAGCUGAAAGUGUUGUGAGAUACGCAGUUGUUACUGGAGGAAACAAGGGGAUAGGGUUUGAAAUUUGUCGGCAAUUGGCUUGUCAUGGAAUUGUAGUCAUUUUAACAGCCAGAGACAAGAACAGAGGACUCGAAGCUGUUGAAAAGCUUAAACAAUCCGGGAUUUCUGAUGAUUUACUGAUUUUUCAUCAGCUUGAUGUUGUAGAUUCUCAGAGUAUAGCUUGUUUAGCAGAUUUUAUCAAGACCCAAUUUGGAAAACUUGAUAUUUUGGUGAACAAUGCUGGGAUCGGUGGAAUUGAAAUCGACUCGAAUAAUUUUCGGGCGGGUGUUGAGCUUAAUGGUGGUAACUGGCCAGAUGGAAAACGAAUGACUUGGGACAAAAUGUUAACUCAAAGUUUUGAUUCCGGAGAACAAUGCGUGAAAACAAACUACUAUGGUGCAAAAGCAACGGUGGAAGCACUUGCUCCGCUUCUACAGUUAUCUGAUUCGGCUAGGAUCGUAAAUGUUGCUUCCCUGGCUGGAUUGUUGGAGAAUAUACCCAACGAAUGGGCAAAAGGUAUAUUAAGUGAUGUCGAAAGGCUUACCGAAGAGAGAGUGGAUGAAGUGGUGAAGCAGUUUCUGAAGGAUUUCAAGGAUGAUUUGCUAGAAACCAAAGGCUGGCCUACUCAUCUCUCAGCCUACAUGGUUGCAAAGGCAGCUAUGAUCGCCUAUACGAGGGUUCUAGCCAUAAAAUAUCCGAGUUUCCUCGUCAAUGCUCUCUGUCCUGGCUUUUGCAAGACUGACAUAACCAUCAACAAUGGGCCCUUAACUGCAGCUGAAGGUGCUGAAAGUGUUGUGAGGUUAGCUCUGCUGCCUAACGGUGGGCCGUCUGGCUUGUUUUAUUAUAGGAAAGAGAUUUCGUCUUUCUGAAUAACAUAAAACGUAAUCUUAAAUGAAUGUUGUGAGAAUAUAUUACAAGCAUUGAUAUUUCUGUUGUGUUUAUGUAUUUUCUGUCAAGGGUAAGAUGUUGUCAAACGCUACAUGUAAAUUCAUAUUGUAAAAAUAAAGAUUUGAGCUCAAUAGUAGUCAUUGAUCACUUCA
Molecule: messenger RNA, 1907 nt
Organism: Mercurialis annua (annual mercury)
Lineage: Eukaryota; Viridiplantae; Streptophyta; Magnoliopsida; Malpighiales; Euphorbiaceae
Product: (+)-neomenthol dehydrogenase-like
Exons: 9
Coding region: 72-1736 (554 amino acids)
Cellular component (GO): membrane
Molecular function (GO): oxidoreductase activity
Source: RefSeq, a predicted model, not a curated record